CUCCUCCCGCUUGUCCUCCGGCUGCAGUCGCCACUAAAGCGGUCGCUGCCGGGCGCGGUAUCUGUCGGUUGGUUGGUUUGUCUCUCAGCGUUGGUGUAGGUGCCGUUGAAUUGCCCUCCAUGGCUGAACUAGAUCCGUUCGGCACCCCCGCCGGCGUCUCCGGCGGCCCCGCGCUGGGGAACGGGGUAGCCGGCGCCGGCGAAGAAGACCCGGCCGCGGCCUUCUUGGCGCAGCAGGAGAGCGAGAUUGCGGGCAUUGAGAACGACGAGGCCUUCGCCAUCCUGGACGGCGGCACCCCCGGGCCCCAGCCGCAUGGCGAGCCGCCGGGGGGUCCAGAUGCUGUUGAUGGAGUGAUGAAUGGCGAAUACUACCAGGAGAGUAAUGGUCCAACAGACAGUUAUGCAGCUAUUUCACAAGUGGAUCGAUUGCAGUCAGAGCCCGAAAGUAUCCGUAAAUGGAGAGAAGAGCAGAGGGAGCGGUUGGAAGCCCUUGAUGCCAAUUCUCGGAAGCAAGAAGCAGCAUGGAAAGAAAAAGCAAUAAAGGAACUAGAAGAGUGGUACGCAAGACAGGAUGAGCAGCUACAGAAAACAAAAGCAAAUAACAGGGUGGCAGAUGAAGCUUUCUACAAACAACCCUUCGCUGACGUGAUUGGUUAUGUGGCAGCAGAAGAAGCCUUUGUAAGUGACAUUGACGAGUCAUCCCCAGGCACUGAGUGGGAGCGGGUGGCCCGGCUGUGUGACUUUAACCCCAAGUCCAGCAAGCAGGCCAAAGACGUCUCCCGCAUGCGCUCAGUCCUCAUCUCCCUCAAGCAGGCCCCCCUGGUGCACUGAAGAGCCACCCCGUGGAACACUACAUCUGCAAUAUUUUAAUCCUACUCAGUGAAGCUGUUCACAGUAAUUGGAUUAAUUAUGUUCAGUUCUUUUGGACCAAACCUUUUGUCUUUAGAGUUGAUCAUUGUUUGUGAUUGCAUGUUUCCUUCAACUGUGUUCUCCCUGGCAUUCAGACAGGAGGGGGGAGGACGAGGAGCAAGGGAGGAAAGCCUCCCAACAGUAGCCUCAACUCGUGCUUUCGUGCAUCAUUCUGAGAAUAAAUUUCUGUUUCAAACCAUA
Messenger RNA from Cynocephalus volans (Philippine flying lemur), 1109 nucleotides. RefSeq names its product clathrin light chain A (gene CLTA). The coding region runs from base 120 to 830 and encodes 236 amino acids. Gene Ontology annotation, cellular component: plasma membrane; postsynaptic endocytic zone cytoplasmic component; clathrin coat of trans-Golgi network vesicle. The record is from RefSeq and is a predicted model, not a curated record. Gene Ontology annotation, molecular function: clathrin heavy chain binding; structural molecule activity. The transcript has 6 exons. Gene Ontology annotation, biological process: clathrin-dependent endocytosis; intracellular protein transport. Lineage: Eukaryota; Metazoa; Chordata; Mammalia; Dermoptera; Cynocephalidae.